Amphiprion ocellaris (clown anemonefish) is the source of this 3916-nucleotide messenger RNA. RefSeq names its product opsin 7, group member a (gene opn7a). Lineage: Eukaryota; Metazoa; Chordata; Actinopteri; Pomacentridae. The transcript has 6 exons. Gene Ontology annotation, biological process: visual perception; G protein-coupled receptor signaling pathway. Gene Ontology annotation, molecular function: G protein-coupled receptor activity. Gene Ontology annotation, cellular component: membrane. The coding region runs from base 536 to 1864 and encodes 442 amino acids. The record is from RefSeq and is a predicted model, not a curated record.
AAAAACCUCAUUCUGUCUGGGGAACUUUUGCAUUAGAAAGAACCCUUGAGAAAUCUUGGAAACACCGUCAGAACAACAACAUGCAUUGGGACUCUUACUCUCUGCGUCACUGACUUAAUCACUCUCUUUGUUUAUUUUUAUUUGAAAUUCAUUUUUGGAGAUGAUGGAUGUUCACCUGGAGCAUCAUGAACUGCAGUGCCUCCCUCCUCGGAGAAUGUCCUGCUUACGUGGGUGUGAAUUCACUCGUAAUUGACGUCAUGAAUUGAUCCGAACAGCUUGCAGUGUGGAGAUCUGACGCUGCAGCUCGUUCUAGUGAAGCCUGCUGCUUCUCUGACCACUAACACAUCCAGUAACAUCCAGGCAGCGUGCUGCGCUCUCUGCUGCUGCUCCUCCUCAACACCUCUGAGAUACUGGGUGGCGCCAGCAGCAGCCACUAAGGGGAAGGUUAAGAAAGGCAUUUUUUUUUGGAAAAUACAGGCACUUUGAUUGGCUCAAGCAGCAGUGGACGUGGAUUUAGGUAAAUCUAUGCGCAAAGAUGGGUCUGCUGACUGAAGACAUUGCAUUUCACUCCAACAUACCUGUGCCGCUGGACAUAACUGUGGCUGUGAUCUACUCAGUUUUUGGAAUCUGUUCCCUGUUUGGCAACAGCACUCUGCUAUACAUCUCCUACAAGAAAAAGCACCUCCUGAAGCCUGCCGAGUACUUCAUCAUCAACCUCGCCGUUAGUGACUUGGGCUUGACUCUGUCCCUUUACCCCAUGGCUAUAACUUCAAGCUUCUACCACCGGUGGCUCUAUGGGAAAACCGUGUGCUCCAUAUACGCAUUUUGCGGCAUGCUGUUUGGCAUCUGCAGUCUGACCACUCUAACCCUGCUAAGCGUGGUGUGCUGUGUUAAAGUAUGUUAUCCGCUCUACGGAAACAGGUUUAACUCUGUCCACGGCUGCCUGCUCAUUGCCUGUGCUUGGGUCUAUGCCCUGUUGUUUGCCUGUUCCCCCCUGGCCCACUGGGGGGAGUACGGACCAGAGCCUUAUGGCACCGCCUGUUGCAUUGACUGGCGCCUGUCCAAUGAGCACACCACUGCACGCUCUUACACUGUGGCGCUGUUCAUCUUCUGCUACAUCCUUCCGUGCUGCGUGAUUUUAGCGUCCUACACAGGCAUUCUGGUCACUGUACAGGCGUCCCGCAAGACCAUGGAGCAGCAUUCAUCAAGGCAGACACACAUGAGCAGCAUCCAGAUUAUAAUUGUUAAGCUAAGUGUAGCUGUCUGCAUUGGUUUCUUUGCUGCAUGGAGUCCAUAUGCUGUGGUGUCCAUGUGGGCUGCCUUUGGACACGUUGAAAACAUCCCUCCUCUGGCAUUCGCCAUGCCAGCCAUGUUUGCCAAGUCCUCCACCAUCUAUAACCCCAUCAUCUACCUGACGCUAAGACCGAACUUCCGCAGGAUAAUGUGCAGGGACAUAGGUACACUAUGCCAUGCCUGUCUGAGGGGCUGCCUCUGCCAGCGGUGCUCCACAAAGUGCUCCUCAAAGCAAAAGAUCAGGGUCAGACUUCGUACAGUCCACAGACAGACCAACCGCUUCCCGUCAGCCAACUCCUCUGCUCAGCCACCUCCUGUAGCAUUUAAGGACCAUGACUGUGAGAAGUGCAAGGACGCCUUUGAAUGCUUCAGCCACUACCCUCAAAUGUGUGGCGUCACUAACCUGGCUACCAGUGGAGACCUGUCAAAGGAUCAACACACUCCAGUUUCCCAAAUACAAAAGCUGGAGGCUGAAGCUCUGCACGCCAAAGCAAAAAGGACUUCAGAAACAGACAACUUCCAUAUUAAUUUAGAGAUGGUUCCAGGGCAGGCUAAAGUGGCUUGGCCAUGAUAUUUGUUUAUUUCUAUGUAUAAUAUAAUUUCAUAUGUAAAAUAUAAUAUUAAUAUUUAAAAUAUAAUAAUUUAUAUAAUUUACAGAAUAUUUCUUAACAUUUUUGCAGGUUGUUUUCUUUAAAAUGUGCAAUUACUUUAUUUAUAUUGCGGGAAAUCUUGUUCAGGAAUUAAUAAUAUACUGCCUUAGUGUUUGGGCAGCAACCAUGUAAUAUAUUUAUGCAUCUCGUCUUUUCUCUUCUUCUCCAAAUGCCAGAUGUGCAUUUCUUUGGCUAAUUUGACAGAAGACAGAAUGGCAGCUUUAUCUGGAAGGGUACAUUUAAUUUUCAGCUCCCUUCGUUUUUAAGUGAGUUGUCAAAUACUUGCACAUCUAAUCUGCACUUACGCUAUGUUAGUUUAUGUUAUGUAUGUUGUAUAUAUAGUGUGUAUACUUCACCUCCUUAAUUUCUAGUUGUGUUUUCUUGCUUUUCUUACUGUCACUUUCCUGCUGUGAUGUUGCAAAUAUACCCUUGUGGGACCGAUAAAGGAUAUUCUAUUCUAUUCUACUGACAAUAAGUUUGCAAAGUGUAAACAUCCCAAUAUUUUUUAUUAUUUGCACUUAAUCCAUCUCUGAAAUUAAAUUUUAGACUUGUUUUUGAAGCUUGAUUCAUUUAAACCAAACCAAAAGAAACAAAAAAGAUGAACUGAUUUUUUUUAAAAUUUUUUUUUACCAAGUGAAUUAAUUUGAAAUUUGAAAAUUAAAUUAUUCUACUGACUCAAACACAUCCUCAAGCUCAUUUGGAAGAAAGUGAUUCCAGCUUCAUCAAAUUAAAUGGAAAAAAACAAAACAAAAACAAACUGUGAAUAUUAAAAAAAAUAGAUUUUGAGGUUUGGAGUGUUUUUCAUCGAUUCACAUGUCCAUUGCUCAUUUUUGACUAUUUGCUAAAAGUUCAUAAUAUAGUAAAUGUAUAUUUCUAGUGCUGAUUCCAUGGCUAAUGCUACCCUUAAAUGAAAGCUGGCAUUCUGCACUUCUAAUAUAUUUCUGAUGAACGCUGUGCAAACAAUUGCAGGCCUUAUUAACUACUUAAUAUUAUUUUUAAUAGACAUUUGCUGCUGGUAUGUCUUUAAUUGUUUUUAAAAUGUUCUUUUAAUUAUUUUUUGAUGUAUGGCAGUCACUUCUAUUAUGUCGCCAUAUUAAAGUUGUAUUUAUUUUGAUUGAAUUUACUAUAUAAUUGAUACAGUGCUGUAGUAAUCUUGAGUUUGAAUGAUGACUUUGUUGUGAAAGGAGCAUAACAUGUAUUCUGUGAUUUCUAAAGUAAAUAGUGAAGACUUUGGAUGUUUGUGACAGCAACACAUCCAUAUAUAGUCGUGAGAACUACAAACCACCUCAUUUCAGUAACAUUUCCUAUAAAAUGCCAGUCCAAGUAUUGUUUACACUUGAAAACUGCAGGUAUAUAGUUAUAGAUGGUGCUUUAUCAGCUAUCUAUGAACACACUGUGCAUAAAAAUACUUUUAACACAUGGUACAGUUCUGUCUAUAUGCAUUGCACAAUCUUCAAGUCAGCUGUUAUCAUGUUCACAAUGGAAUGCAAUUGACUGCCAAACAAUAUAAUGUAUAUUUAUGUCACUACAACAGAUGGAAAGCGAAGAAAGAAAAACAAAAAAACUCACACAAGCCAAAUAAUGCUUCUGUAGAUAUUCAUAGUUUGUUAAUUGGUGUUGAAAAUCUAUUAAGUUAAUGUCAUCUGUAAUUGUGUGUAAAUCCAUUUUGUAAAGAAAACGUGGCUAGAAUGGGAUCUGGGUAAUUACAUUUCAAGCCAUUGUUUGAAUUUCUCAGCUGGUCACAGAAAUGUUUCUCUCAAAUAAGCUGAUCCCAAGAGUCUACAUCUAUUUCAUCUAAAUAAAAUAUUGUUGUUUUACAUUACACGUUUGUGUCGCACGUCUUAUGUUGCAAAGUCUGUUCCUUUUGAUGAAUAAUCAUACUUAAUUAAAUGUUGUCUGUUGAUCCACAGGGUGAAUUUUAAACACCACCAUUUAAUCUGAUUAAUAAAAUGGAUGUAAUCACUGUUAACAAA